Molecule: messenger RNA, 266 nt
Organism: Meloidogyne enterolobii
Lineage: Eukaryota; Metazoa; Nematoda; Chromadorea; Rhabditida; Meloidogynidae
Source: the annotation of a GenBank genome assembly
AUGUCAAUUUUAUUUCCAGUUGUAAAGACUUCAUUUUCUUCCUUAAGUGACCCUAAACUGCACUUCUUUUCCUUUAUCAUCUUAUUACACUCUUCUCUUGACACCUCUAACAUUUCUGAAGAUACUGGCUCAGUUAUUGGGACAUUAGUAAUAGAAGUAUAUUUCUUAACUAUCUUGCGUAUUUUUCUACAGGCCCACGCGUCAGUCGCAUAUUCUAAGUCGUUAAGCAUAUAAACAGUUCUUGUUUGUGAAAUAGGCGCGUGCGA